Molecule: messenger RNA, 5295 nt
Organism: Heteronotia binoei (common prickly gecko)
Lineage: Eukaryota; Metazoa; Chordata; Lepidosauria; Squamata; Gekkonidae
Product: acyl-CoA synthetase short-chain family member 3, mitochondrial-like
Exons: 16
Coding region: 161-2254 (697 amino acids)
Source: RefSeq, a predicted model, not a curated record
CAGUUCGGCUCUUUUUAGUACCUUUUGUAAAACUUGAGCACAAUAUUUCUUUCUGAACGAGGAGAAGGUCUUGCCUUCUAGUCUUGUGUCAUCCCCUCUCCCAUCAUUACUCCCCUACCUAGGGCCAUCCUGGGACAAGGUCACACUUUCUUCUGAGAACAUGAGCGUUCAGUUCAGGAGAGUUUUGUUGCAGAAAGUUGUCUGCAGGUCAGCCUGCUGGGGCUCGGAUGCAGGACUCAGGAAAGUACCCCGGCAUAGCAAGGCGCUUUCUGAGGUGCGUUUCCUGGGCCCCUGGGCCGGGGGUCGAUUGCCUACCAGGUUCCAGAGAACGUCCUCCUUCUCCACACGGGCAGCAGUUCCUGCAGGCGACUAUGAGACCAUUUUCAGGGCGUCGGUGGAGGAGCCUGAAAAACUGUGGGCGGAGGCGGCUCAGGGCAUCGAGUGGCAGAAACCCUGGACAAAAACCAUGGAGCGGAAGGACCUCUAUAGCACCUCUUGGUUUGUUGGAGGAGAGCUGAAUAUUUGUUACAAUGCUGUAGAUCGCCAUGUUUUGAAUGGACAAGGAGACCAGAUUGCUAUUAUCCAUGACAGUCCUGUAACAAAUACUAAAGAAGCUAUAACUUACAAAGAAGUUCUUGAACAGGUGUCGAAGUUGGCUGGAAUCAUGGUGAGCCAUGGUGUGAAGAAAGGAGAUACUGUUGUCAUCUACAUGCCCAUGAUUCCACAGACAAUGUACACUAUGUUAGCAUGUGCAAGAAUUGGAGCUAUACAUAGCCUCAUUUUUGGUGGGUUUGCUUCAAAAGAGCUCUCUACUCGCAUUGAUCAUGCAAAGCCCAAACUCAUUGUAACAUCAACUUUUGGAAUAGAACCUGGACGGAAAGUGGAAUAUAUACCACUUCUAGAAAAAGCAUUGCAGAUGAUAAAACACCAGCCUGAAAGAGUUCUCAUUUACAACCGCCCUAACAUGGGAACUGUCCCUCUUACCCAAGGAAGGGACAUUGACUGGCAAGAAGAAAUGGCAAAUACAAAGCCAUGUGACUGCAUCCCUGUUCUUUCAGACCACCCACUUUAUAUUCUUUAUACAUCAGGAACAACUGGCACACCAAAGGGUGUUGUUAGACCAACAGGUGGCUAUGCAGUUAUGUUAAAUUGGACCAUGUCAGCUGUAUAUGGACUUCAACCAAAAGAGGUUUGGUGGGCAGCUUCUGAUUUAGGCUGGGUAGUUGGCCAUUCUUACAUUUGUUAUGGACCUCUGCUACAUGGGAAUACAACUGUGUUAUAUGAGGGGAAGCCUGUGGGAACUCCAGAUGCUGGUGCUUUUUUCCGUGUGCUGGCAGAACAUGGAGUAGCUGCCCUUUUUGCUGCACCAACUGCGAUUAGAGCCAUCCGUCAGCAGGACCCUGAGGCUACCUUGGGGAAGCAGUACAGUUUGACAAAGUUCCGAACAUUGUUUGUAGCUGGUGAGCGAUGUGAUGUUGAUACACUAGAAUGGUGCAAAAAAAUCUUCAAGGUGCCAGUUCUGGAUCACUGGUGGCAAACAGAAACAGGUUCUGCUAUAACUGCCUCCUGCGUUGGCUUGGGAAACUCUCUUACACCUCCACCAGGACAGACUGGAAGACUGGUGCCAGGAUACAAUGUGAUGAUUCUGGAUGACAACAAGCAACCAGUAAAAGCAAAUACUUUAGGAAAUAUUGUGGUGAAGUUGCCUUUGGCUCCUGGAGCCUUUUUGGGUCUUUGGAGAAAUGAAGCCCUAUAUAAAGAGUUAUAUUUUGAAAAAUUUCCAGGAUACUAUGAUACUAUGGAUGCAGGUUUCAUGGACGAAGAUGGAUAUGUGUAUGUCAUGUCACGAGUGGAUGAUGUGAUCAAUGUUGCUGGUCAUAGAAUUUCAGCAGGUGCAAUUGAAGAGGCUGUUCUCUCCCAUAAGGCUGUGGCAGACUGUGCAGUUGUUGGUCAUGAGGAUUCUUUGAAAGGCCAUGUGCCACUAGCAUUAUGUGUUCUAAGAAAUGAUGUGAAUACGGAAGAGGAAUCACUUAAGGACGAAAUUGUUCAGAGAGUUAGAGAAAAUAUUGGUCCAGUGGCAGCAUUCCGGAAAGUGCUACUUGUGAAACAGAUCCCAAAGACACGUUCUGGCAAGAUACCACGGUCGGCUCUUUCUUCCCUUGUAAAUGGCAAGACAUACCAGAUAAGUCCAACCAUUGAGGAUCCUGCUGCAUUUCAACAUGUGGAAGAUGCACUGAAGAAAAAGUUAAAGUGACUGUUUAAUGCUAUUAAGAUAUGGGUAAUAUCUGGAAUACAUUUCAUUUAGUUAUGCUGGGAACAAAACUGAAACAUUUUGGACUAAUUUUUUUUCUGUGAAAGUGUUGCUCAGUCCUACACUACAUUAGACAAUCAAAUAAGCAUAAUAUUUGUUUGGUGAUGUAAUUUUUAUUGAUGAAUGUUCAGAUUUGUCAAUAAAAAUUCAUUGAGGGAUUCACAUAUCUAUUUAAAUAAUAGUGUAAAUUCUGAAGUGUUUGAAAUGUACUUGGCACCUCUGACCUAUAAUAAUCAGGAACUAAUGGUAAUGAAAGGUUAUGAAGUGUUAGCCAGGAUAAAACUGAGUGCUCUGUUCUAAGGAAAGACUUAACUUUGUGCUAUGACAUGAGGUAGUAUAAAAACCAAAAAUGUAUGCUGUUUUAGCUAUUCCUAGAAUGCUAUCAGAAUUAAGGUUUAAAAAAUUAUAAGAAUUAAUAGAAUAUGCUAUAGGAACUAAACGUACUUUAUAUAAAUUGUCCCCAAUAACCUUUACAGCAUUUUGUUUUCCCUUUAUUUUGUUUCUCAUAUUGAUAGAAACAAGUUGUCAGGGGUCAGUUGGUGCCCCCCACAUUCCUCAGUCUCUGAAUCUGCCAUUGCUGAGCAGCAACCACUACCGCUUGCUACCUUUUACACAGCAAGAUCAGGUACUCUCAUGGCCCACCCCAGCCUUAGUUCCAUAUAGAACCGAUAGGUGUUAUUUACUCAGCAUCAUCCUGAAUACACGGUUAUGCUUUUCUCAGGGAGGGGGCAGGCAGGUUGCUUCCACUAAUUACUUGUUUGGUUGGCUGGAGGGAGCAGCUGAAUGUUCCCUAUCUGCUUUAAUGAAGUUGGGGUAGAUGGGGGGCAAAUGAGGAGUGUUGCUGUCUGCAAUCUAUACUAAUACCAAUUAAUCUUCCUUUCACAUUACUGAUGGGGGGCAAAAAAGAAUAAACUGGCAGAACUACUCCCUAAAACCUGGAAGUGACCCCUAUUUAUCAUUUUUCAAAAAGUAAAUUCUAUCAAAAUAUUUCAACAUUGUACUACACAAUAUUAAUGUCAUUGGGUGGAAAUUACGACAUUGUUUUUAAACAAAAUGUAGCUAUGAUGGGAACUGGCACUAAUUGAUCACUUUUACUUUGUAUUUUUGUUACCUUCUACAUUAAUAUUUUUUUUUUGCUAUUACUCUCUCCCCCCAUUUAGAAGAUUUUGAUAAUUGUUACACAAAUAUACUCUGUGGUCAAGUUUUCCAGGCAAGGCAUGCAUGCUAUUAAAUUUAAAAUAUAAUCUGAGGUAGAAGCAAUUGAUUUUCUUUUCCCUUCUUUAUAUGCUCUUAUAACUCUUUGCUUCCUGGACUUAUCAAAAAGCGUUCCUGGGAAUCACUCACCCUUUCUAUUUAUGUUCAGCUCAGCCCAAAUAGCAUUCACAGCCUCUUCCCUUUUAUAAAGAGAACUCUGAACUUAAAAACACGUUUUCUAGUAAAAGGGUGAUGGUGGGAGGGUGCCAUAAAAGUCAAACAGCAUUUUGAUACUAAAAUAAAGUUUCAUUGAAAAACACAUUGCUAGAUUCAGCUGUAUUCUUGUCCAAAAUGCAUUAUUUUAAAAAAAAGACAGUCUAGAGGAAUGGUUUCCAGAUCGAUUUUUAUCUGUGCUCAGGCUUCAACCCAGUGAUUUAGUAGUCAGUGCAGCAAAACAGUGUCUUGGUGGCUAUCACAAAAGUACUACGGAUCUGCAUUUUGGAAAGUGCACUUUUGUUAUAUAAAGGAGAAAGUUCAGUGCACCAUCUUGUGGAAGACUGCAUUAAUGUUUUCAGACCUGAAGCCCAACGUCUGUCCCUUACUAAAGCUAUGACACAUGUACCCUGAUCACACACUGAAUACAUAAUCAGCACUGAGUUUCUUUUAUUGACAGCAGGGGAGAAAAAUCUGUCACCGUUUCGUUAAGUGAAGUCUGGUAAAUAAAAGUACGCGAUAAAACAAAUGUACGUGCAAGAUGUUGGCAGAUCAACCUGCUGAAAGGAAUAACCAAAAGACAGGUCUUAAGCUAAGAUCAGGCGGCAGGAGAUUAGCAAAUAGCAGGUAAAUGACAGAAUUAUAUAGGUCUUACUUUGAAACUUCCCAUAUAAACAAAGAAUAAACAUCAAUAACACCACCAAAUAAAGCCACAGCAGGUAAUAGUUUCUCCUCUAAACUUUUGUACACUAUAUAUUACUUUGCUGUCUUUCAGUUACUUCUUCUGAUAAAGUGACUUCAGUGAAGUCUCAGCAAGGCCAUCUUGGAUAAAAGUGUAACGUUAGACACACAGCUGUCUAAUACCCUAUGAUAUUGAAACAAUGGGAGGACAUUUUUAUACAACUGAAAACUUGAAGAUCAGAAUUAUUUUUUCCUUUCCUUUUUUUGUUUGGUUGUUUGACUCUGAUGUUGGUUGACAUAAGUAGAAAGUGGAAGGAAAAAAGAUUCUUAGCAAAAGAAGUUUCUUCUUGGUCCAUGAAUAUCCAUGAGGAGAAUGUCUUUGUUAAUUUCCUGUAAUUGCUUUUUAUUCUUGCAACAGUUUUUUGUUCAUGUUGAGUUUAAAAAGGAGAGCCAUCACAGUGCUUUUCUACAAGAUUAUAUAUAACAAUUCUGGUUUGCCUUAAUAGGUCCAUUUUUUUGGCUCCAGUUCCACAUUUAAAUAAUUCUAUUGGAAAUAGUCGGAGGCAGGUGUUGAGCUUUAAAUAUCGACAGAGGUGGGUUUUUUUAAAAAAAGUAGGAACAUGUUGAAGCAUCUAAUAACUCUGCUAAACAUAUCCAAUUGAGGGCUACAAUUCAAAACUGUAAAAAUGGUGGAAUGGAAAGAUACAAACAGUAAGUAGUAUUGACACUGUAUUGUCAAGUGUUUGCACUAAGACCCCAUGUACCAUAGAUUUGUUUUAAAAAAUCAUAUUUAUAUUCAUUUACAUGAGACUUACACAUAUUAAAAGAAAUACAUACACAGUAAAUAUGUAAAUUCUAUUAUAUUACAAUAAAACAGAUGAAAACAAGUCUAAAAA